Messenger RNA from Prionailurus viverrinus (fishing cat), 954 nucleotides. Its product is annotated as olfactory receptor 13C7-like. The record is from RefSeq and is a predicted model, not a curated record. The transcript has a single exon. Gene Ontology annotation, biological process: G protein-coupled receptor signaling pathway. Lineage: Eukaryota; Metazoa; Chordata; Mammalia; Carnivora; Felidae. Gene Ontology annotation, molecular function: olfactory receptor activity; G protein-coupled receptor activity. Bases 16 to 954 code for a protein of 312 amino acids. Gene Ontology annotation, cellular component: membrane.
GUAUAGAAAAAUAAAAUGGACAGGACGAACUGGACAGAGAUUGAGUUCAUUCUGCAGGGACUUUCUGAGUACCCCAAAGUGGAAAAACUCCUUUUCGUCAUGUGCUUGAUGAUGUACCUGGUGAUCCUGCUGGGGAACAGCACCUUGAUCAUACUAAUUCUCCUGGAUUCCCGCCUCCACACUCCCAUGUACUUCUUCCUUGGUAAUCUUUCCCUCCUAGACAUUUGUUACACAUCCUCCUUUACCCCCUCAGUGUUGAUUCACUUCCUAUCACAGAAAAAAACCAUCUCCUUCACUAGGUGUGUUGUUCAGAUGUCUGUCUCCUACACUAUGGCAUGCACAGAAUGUGUGCUCUUAGCAGUGAUGGCAUAUGACCGUUACGUGGCCAUCUGUAACCCUCUGAGAUACCCCAUCAUCAUGAGCAAGGCACUUUGCAUUCAGAUGGCAGCCCUCUCCUGGGGAAUGGGCUUUCUCAAUUCACUGACAGAAACUAUACUUGCAAUACGGUUGCCCUUCUGUGGAAAAAAUGUCAUUAACCACUUUGUUUGUGAAAUAAUGGCUUUUGUCAAGCUGGCUUGUGCAGAUAUUUCCUUGAAUGAGAUUGCUAUAAUGUUGGGCAAUGUAAUAUUUUUGUAUAUUCCAUUAUUGUUAAUUUGCAUCUCCUACAUUUUCAUCCUAUCUACUGUACUAAAAAUGAAUUCAUCAGAAGGAAGAAAAAAAGCUUUUUCUACCUGUUCAGCCCACUUAACAGUAGUGACCAUGUUUUAUGGGACAAUCCUCUUCAUAUAUAUGAAGCCAAAGUCCAAAGACUCUGCUAUUGACAAAUUGAUUGCUCUGUUCUAUGGAGUAGUCACUCCCAUGCUCAAUCCUAUCAUAUAUAGCCUGAGGAACACAGAGGUGCUUGGAGCUUUGAGAAAAUUGAUGAGUAGACACUGUUUCUGGAGAAAAGGAUGA